AUGGAAGCCUUCAACUUCGCGACGUCGCUUGACUUGACCGAGCUCAACGUACAUGUCAGAAUAGAUCGGCUCGAUGGCACCCAAAAGCCCGUGCCCUACUCAGUUCUGCUGAAACGCCCUGAUCUGAGGCACCGAGCUUCCAUCACCAACCCACACUUUGAGCUCUACGUCACGGCGCAAAUAUGGGCCGACAGCAAGCCUCUCACCGUACCCGUGCAGACCGCCUACAAGUCGUUCAAGAAUGCACGCAUUUGGAACGAGUGGUUGCAGCUGCCUGUCACGUACUCGAACCUCCCAGCUUCUGCGCAGCUUAAUAUCACUGUGUGGGACCUGUCGCCCGCCGAAGAUACAGACUCCAACCUACACGCAGUACCCUUUGGCGGUACCACCAUACCUCUCUUCGACAAGCACAACACCCUGCAGAAGGGACGACAGCGGUGUCGGAUACACCGCUUCAAGGCAGCAAAUGGCCUGGCAGACACCACCACGCCGUGGAUGUUACCGCAAGCGAGGAGGAGUCGCAAAGCUCAGAUGGCUGAAGACACGGUAGACGAGCAAGUGGCAGAAAUGCAACGCCUUGAAGAGCUGCUGAAGAAGCAGGAAAUGGGCGACCUGCCGACCAACACCUGGCUCGAUGGACUAGUCUAUAAAAAGAUGAUGAAGAUACGCAAUGAAGCUCUGAAGGCUGAGGCAACAGCAUUGAAUCGCCAGAGCAAGACAGAUGGCGACGCUGGGGGCGAAGAUGAGCAGGAGCUCUUCUACCUCGAGAUUGAGUUCCCGCGCUUCGACCACGCUGUCGUUUUCACUGAUGUCGAGUAUCCUCCGCCGCCUGUCUCAGAUCUGAGACUGCCGGUUGAGGCUGAUGUUCGGUUACGUCCGCCGCCCGAGGUCUCCUUUGGGCCUGAUAUAGACAUUGAUGGAGUUGGCUACGGCGAUGCAGACGCAGGACGCCUCAUCAAGAUUUACGAUCCCGAGAUUGGACGACGAGUGAAUCCGGCUGAAGACAAACACCGGGAGCUUAUGCGCAGUCAGCAGACAGAUUCCCUAGAUCGAGACAGGAAACCCAACGUACACGUCCGAGACAAACUGAACCUGCUGAUGGCCAAGGGUCCGCUCGAGGAGAUCACGUCACACGAAAGAGAUGACAUCUGGAAGUUCCGAUACUUCUUGCUCCGUGACAAGCGAGCUUUGACCAAGUUUGUGAAGUGCGUCAACUGGAAGAACCCGCGUGAAGCACGCCAAGCGGCACCAUUACUUGACAAGUGGGCUGAGAUCGAUGUCGAUGAUGCGCUCGAGCUGCUUGGGCCACACUUCGAUCACCCGGUGGUGCGAAGCUACGCUGUCGAGCGACUGAAGAAAGCGGAUGAUGAGGAGUUGCAGCUGUACCUGCUUCAACUGGUACAAGCACUCAAAUACGAAGCUCCAGGAGAGGGCGAUGACUCGUCGUUGGCGCGCUUCCUGAUCACUCGCGCAGCGAACAGCUUCGCUCUCGGCAACUUCUUCCACUGGUACCUGAUGGUCGAGAUCAGCGACUUCAGUACCGACCAGGAACCCGAGCAUCGCGACUUGUUCGCCAAAGUUGAAUAUGACUUCAUGGUCGAACUCGAAAAGACUCCAGAAGGGGUUGAAACGCGUAACACAUUCCGCAGACAAGGCGAGCUACUCACUGUCCUUGCGAAGAUCUCGAAGGAUGUCAGAUUUGGUGGUGGUGAUCGUUCGACGAAGCUCGCGCGCCUCAAGAAGGCCAUCUCAGAUCCCAAGAAUGAGCUCGCCAAUUUCGAACCGCUACCACUUCCUCUCGAUCCAUCCGUGUACAUUACUGGUAUCACUGAUGAAUGCAACGUUCUCAAGUCCUCCCUCCUGCCCAUGGUCCUCAAUUUCAAGACCACGACAGACAACAAAUACCCCAUCAUCUUCAAGACGGGCGAUGACCUCCGACAAGAUCAGCUCGUCAUCCAGAUCAUCACGCUCAUGGACCGCCUGCUCCGCAAAGAGAACCUCGACCUCAAACUGACACCAUACCGCAUCCUCGCCACCUCCACAUCCGCCGGCGCAUUCCAAUUUGUCCCAUCCAUGUCCAUUGCAGCCGCAUGUCAAAAGCACAAAGGCUCUCUCCUCGCCUAUCUGCGCGCCAACAACCCCGACGACUCCGCCCCUCUAGGUGUCCGCAAAGAAGCAAUGGACACAUACAUCAAGUCGUGCGCCGGCUACUGCGUCAUCACAUACCUCCUCGGUGUCGGCGACCGGCAUCUCGACAACCUGCUCCUCGCGCCCGACGGCCGCUUCUUCCACGUCGACUUCGGCUACAUCCUCGGCCGCGACCCCAAGCCCUUCGCGCCGCAAAUGAAACUCUGUCGCGAAAUGAUUGAAGGCAUGGGAGGCGCCCAGCAUCCGAAUUAUCUGGCGUUUAAGAGCUAUGCGUUUACGGCGUGGAGUACCCUGCGCAAGUCGAGUAAUUUGCUGCUCAAUUUAUUUGCGCUUAUGCAGGGCGCGAAUAUCCCGGAUAUCAAAGUUGAGAGAGAAGGGAGUGUGGGCAAGGUCAGGGAGCGCAUGUGGCUGGGACGUAGUGAAGGUGAAGCGGAAGUGCUGUUCGAGAGACUGAUCGAGGAGAGUAUGGGCGAUUGGAAAGCGGGUGUUAUUGAUUGGGCACAUGAGUUUGUGCAGACUUAUUGGCGGAAGUAG
Messenger RNA from Parastagonospora nodorum SN15, 2682 nucleotides. RefSeq lists its product as hypothetical. The record is from RefSeq and is a predicted model, not a curated record. NCBI's taxonomy places the organism in Eukaryota, Fungi, Ascomycota, Dothideomycetes, Pleosporales, Phaeosphaeriaceae. The transcript is spliced from 3 exons. Gene Ontology annotation, biological process: autophagosome assembly; endocytosis; phosphatidylinositol-3-phosphate biosynthetic process. Gene Ontology annotation, molecular function: 1-phosphatidylinositol-3-kinase activity. Gene Ontology annotation, cellular component: peroxisome; endosome; membrane. The coding region runs from base 1 to 2682 and encodes 893 amino acids.